Molecule: messenger RNA, 1806 nt
Organism: Penicillium odoratum
Lineage: Eukaryota; Fungi; Ascomycota; Eurotiomycetes; Eurotiales; Aspergillaceae
Product: GMC family oxidoreductase
Exons: 1
Coding region: 1-1806 (601 amino acids)
Molecular function (GO): flavin adenine dinucleotide binding; oxidoreductase activity, acting on CH-OH group of donors
Source: RefSeq, a predicted model, not a curated record
AUGAAGUCUACUCUUGUGAGCCUCGCCAUUUCUGUUUAUGUGGCUGUGGCCCAGUCCUACACCCAUUUUGAGCAGUUUGACGUGCAGUCUCACCUGAUCACAGAUCCUCAUAAAGUCGCCAACAAGACCUACGACUACAUUAUCGCUGGUGGUGGUCUCGCAGGUCUGACAGUCGCUGCUGAGCUCACCGAGAACCCCAACAUCACCGUUCUUGUCGUCGAGCGCGGUUUCUUGGAGUCUAACAAUGGCGCCAUCAUUGAAAACCUCAACACGUAUGGCGACAUCUUUCUGACCUCUGCCGACGCGAACUACGGUACCGUAUCCCAGGACAUCAACAACCGCAGCUUGGCUAUCAAGUCUGGCAAAGGCCUCGGGGGUUCCACUUUGGUCAACGGUGGCUCCUGGACCCGUCCUGACAAGGUCCAGAUUGACUCUUGGGAGAAAGUGUUUGGCAAUGAAGGCUGGAACUGGGACGGCAUGCUAAAGUACAUGAACAAGGCUGAACAUGCUCGAUUUCCCACUGCCGCUCAACUCGCUGCCGGUCACUCCUUCAACGCCUCCUGUCAUGGUUUCAACGGCACUAUACCCUCCGGCCCGCGUGAUGAUGGAUCCAACUACACACCCAUCGUUCGUGCUCUCAUCAACACAACGGCUGCAAUGGGUAUCACUACCCAACAAGACUUUCUUUGUGGCCACCCCCGUGGUGUUUCCAUGAUCUAUAACAACCUGCAUGAAGACCAGACUCGCGCUGAUGCCGCACGUCAGUGGCUCCUCCCGAAUUAUAGGCGUAGCAACCUGCAGAUCCUGACCGGCCAGAUGGUCGGCAAGGUUCUGUUUGAUCAGUCAGGGCUUAAGGCCACGGGUGUUAACUUUGGCACCAAUAAGGCUGUGAACUUUGAAGCCUACGCCAAACACGAAGUUCUCCUUGCUGCUGGCUCUUCCGUCUCUCCCCUCAUCCUAGAGUACUCUGGUAUAGGUCUGAAGUCUGUCCUCGAUGCAGCUGGUAUCAAGCAGCGUAUCGAACUGCCGGUCGGUCUUAACAUGCAAGACCAAACCACCACCACUGUCCACUCCCGCGCCAGCGUCAAAGGCCAGGGUCAGGCUGUCUACUUCGCCAAUUUCACUGAAGUAUUCGGUGACUACACCCCCCAAGCCGCGGAACUGCUGAACACCAAACUCGACCAAUGGGCCGAGGAAACUGUUGCCCACGGUGGCUUUAACAAUGCGACCGCUCUAAAGAUCCAAUACGAGAACUACCGGGACUGGCUCCUGAAUGAAGACGUCGCUUUCGCCGAGCUCUUCAUGGAUACCCUGGGUAACAUCAACUUCGAUAUCUGGGACCUGAUACCCUUCACUCGCGGUUCCGUUCACGUCCUCAGCAGCGACCCUUACCUGAUGCAGUAUGCCAAUGACCCGAAGUACUUCCUCAAUGAGCUCGACGUACUCGGCCAGGCUUACGCUACUAAGCUUGCCCGUGAACUUUCUUCCUCCGGUGCCAUGAAGGAGUACUACGCAGGAGAGAAUAUCCCUGGUGACAAGCUAGACUACAGCGCCACUGCCGAAGAAUGGAUCCCCUAUAUCAAGGAGAAUUUCCGUCCAAACCACCACGCCAUCGGUACUUGCUCCAUGAUGUCCCGUGAGAUGGGUGGAGUUGUUGAUGCUACUGCCAAGGUAUAUGGCACCAAGGGCCUCCGUGUCAUUGAUGGUUCUAUUCCCCCUAUUCAGGUCUCUGCUCACGUCAUGAAUGUAUUCUACGGUAUGGCGUUGAAGAUCUCUGAGAAUAUCUUGGCUGACUACUCUUUGUAA